UCAUGGCCGCGUUAACAAAGCCAACAUAGAUGAAAGCUACAAAAGCUGUAAUGAGGGGACAGCUCAGGGAGAAUCAUCGUUAAAAAAAUAACUGUGUCUGUAAAAGAUGGAUCCACUAGCUCUAGCUGCAGCCGGCUAACAGAAACGAUCUCCUAGCAAAAAUCUAAGACUUUUCUCUCUCAAAAUACCUUCACUGGAAUUCAUCACUUAGGAAAUGCCUAUGUCCUUUAUUUGUCUCUUGUCUCCCACCCCCCUAAACCUUUCCCUCUCUAUAAUAUAUCAUCAUCUACCCUUCGUCUUCCUUGCUCACUAAGCGUUCCCACUAUUUCAAGUGAAAUUUUUAAAAUUUCUAUAUCAUGGAAUCAUCAAACCAACAUGAUGGAGACUCGAAGAGCUCAAGCGACGAAGAAAUUACCGAUCGAUCCUAUCAAGAUACAGGCACCGGCCGGUCCUAUGAGUGUGUUUUUUGCAAGAGAGGCUUUACUACUGCUCAGGCUUUGGGAGGACAUAUGAAUAUUCAUAGGAAAGAUAGAGCCAAGUCAAGGCCUAGCUCAGUUCCUUCCUUUUCAAGCAAAGUUGAUGAGGAUUUUCCCAGUUUUCGAGGCUACCCUCCCCUUCAAAGUUACCCAGCUCACUAUCCUACACCUCACGAGCAUUUGUAUCCAUUCGGAGAAGAUAUUUGGAGAGGGAGUCUAAGCCAGCAAAUCGAUCCAUCCCAUGUAGAUGAUAAUACCAAAGAAAAAAUAGAAGACGGCAGUGAAGCAGAUGAUGAUUUGGAUUUGGAGCUUAGACUUGGUCAUGAUCCAUAAUAUUCUAUCUAGGUAUUUCAACUUAAUUGCUGUGUUUAAUUUAUUGUAAAGCUGUGGAUUUUUCAAUGUUUCAAGCGAGUGCACAGCAUUUAUGAUGUUUAAUUAGUUUGCUUUAGUAAGUACUAGAUUUAUGGAAUAUAUGUUUGUGGCAAUUGAUGUACCUAGAAGACAUUUGUAGAGCUAGGGGGAAGGAAUGUUUUUCUUUCUCUGGUACCUCAAAGAAGGAUGAGGGGGAGUUACUGGCUCAUUCUAAGACCAUCAAUUGCAGGUUACUACUGAUGUUGAAGGUGGUUUUGUCUCUCCUUCAUUUAGUAUCCAAUAACCCUAGAUUCAUUUAGGGUUCUGUAAGAUUUCUUUGCUUCACAUGUGUUAUCAAUUUAAGAUGUAAUAUUUAAACAGUACUUAAUAAACUUUCGCAUUAUUUCAUGAA
Molecule: messenger RNA, 1239 nt
Organism: Populus nigra (black poplar)
Lineage: Eukaryota; Viridiplantae; Streptophyta; Magnoliopsida; Malpighiales; Salicaceae
Product: transcriptional regulator SUPERMAN-like
Exons: 2
Coding region: 357-809 (150 amino acids)
Source: RefSeq, a predicted model, not a curated record